This is a messenger RNA of Anopheles coustani, 1326 nucleotides long. Its product is annotated as coiled-coil domain-containing protein 130 homolog. Bases 209 to 1285 code for a protein of 358 amino acids. The transcript is spliced from 2 exons. NCBI's taxonomy places the organism in Eukaryota, Metazoa, Arthropoda, Insecta, Diptera, Culicidae. Gene Ontology annotation, biological process: mRNA splicing, via spliceosome. The record is from RefSeq and is a predicted model, not a curated record. Gene Ontology annotation, cellular component: U2-type spliceosomal complex; post-mRNA release spliceosomal complex.
AGUGUGGUCAAAACAAACAGUAAUACUAGGGGCUGGUAGCUAGUUUAUUGGUGGAAAAAAGGAGAAUCAUAGAUUGUUGAUAUCCUUACAUCCUUCCUUUUGAGUCAGGCGAUCGGACCAUUAUCACCCUUGGAAGAAGGCCACCGUAAGAAACAAACCCAUCGCACAGUGUAGCCUGUUUGAGCAGCCAGCAACAUAAUAGUGCACAAUGGGAGAACGAAAAGGGCAGAAUUUGUACUACCCACCGGAUUACGAUCCCAAGGUGGGAGGCUUAAACAAAUGGCAAGGAACGCACGCCUUGCGGGAGCGCGCCCGCAAAAUACAUCUGGGCAUUCUCAUCAUUCGGUUCGAAAUGCCCUACAACAUCUGGUGCGAUGGAUGUAAAAACCACAUCGGAAUGGGCGUUCGUUAUAAUGCGGAGAAAAAGAAGGUGGGAAUGUACUACUCGACCCCGGUUUAUCAGUUUCGUAUGAAGUGUCAUCUGUGCGACAAUCAUUUCGAGAUCAAAACCGAUCCCCAAAAUCUUGACUAUGAGAUUGUGUCUGGCGCGAGGAGACAGGAGAACCGGUGGGAUCCAAUACAGAAUGAACAGAUUGUCCCGGAAACGAAAGAAGUCCAGAGGAAACUUUUUGAUGAUGCUAUGUACAAGUUGGAGCAUGGAGCCAAGGAUACACAGGCGGCCGAGGAGGCCAAACCCGUGCUGGGGCGUUUGUUUCAGCGAAACGAUUCUGUUUGGCGGGAUGAUUUUGAAGCAAACAGCAAGUUAAGAGCCCAGUUUAGGAAACGUAAAAAGGAGCUAAAAUUACAAGAGGAAAAGGAUAGUGCAUUGCUGGCAAAAUCAAGUCUUUCGGUUGCAUUGCUUCCAGAAAGCGAUAGCGACCGAAGAAUGGCGCAACUGAUGCGACUACAUUCGUCCAAAACCGUCCAAGAAAAGGACCUGGAAAGACGACGUGCGAUCCUUAAUCGGCCAUUGUUGCCUUCCACCUCCUCCAGUACAGGAGCAUUUGUUGCUGCGAAAGAUGUCGGUGUUAAAUUGGACACAAAAAGCUUGGGAAUAGUGAAAAAACCGACGGCUACCAAUGAAAAAGUAGGUCGAUCUUCAACAGCUGGUUCAUCGGAGAUACUGUUGUUGGAGGUAACACAAUCAAGUAAACACAAUGCAGAUCAGAAUGUUUCGAAAUCUUGUUCUCAAAAACAUCAAGAAUCGUUAGAUAAACCAAUUCCUGAACAGCGACCUCAGUUGCUGCUGUGUAACUACGGUUCGGAGUCCAGCGAAAGCGAUUAAAAGAACUUUGCUAAUUCAGUAGAAAUAUAUUACUUUUAUAC